Molecule: messenger RNA, 7738 nt
Organism: Xyrichtys novacula (pearly razorfish)
Lineage: Eukaryota; Metazoa; Chordata; Actinopteri; Labriformes; Labridae
Source: the annotation of a GenBank genome assembly
AGCUGAUACGUAACGUCACGUAAAGAACGCGGAGGGGUUGGAGGGGGCGGGGGGCUGGUCCUCGCGCCGCUGACCUCCUCCUCCUGCCUGCCGUCGCUCCUCCGCUCAGCUCCUUCCUGCCCGCCGCCGCUGCCUCAGCUCCCCUCAAACGGCUCUUUCUCAUCGCGGAUCAUGUGCCUCUCUCCCCGGCUGUCUGAGGAAGUCCGCCUCGAUUUCUCCUCCCCGUGUUUCGCUUCUUCUUCCUCUACUUGACAACCUGCUCCUCCUCCAUCUUUUCUCCGCGGCUGUCACCUCUCUCCGAGAGACCCGGCGGAGAACACCGGCGCAGCCUCCCCGCUCCCUCCUCCUCCUCCUUCUCCUCCUGCGGCCGGACAGAGCAGCUCAUGGAGGCCCCGGCGGAGGAGAAGGAGCCGUCCGUGGAUAAGUCCCUGCCUCUGCCUACCCUGAGCCCGGCUGUGCCCCCGUACGUGACUCUGGGCCUGACCGUAGCCUACACCGUCUUCUACUCCCUCCUCUUCAUCUUCGUCUACGUGCAGCUCUGGCUCGUCCUCCGGUACCGACACAAACGGUUCAGCUACCAGACCGUGUUCCUGUCGCUGUGCCUGCUCUGGUCGGCCCUUCGCACCCUCCUCUUCUCCUUCUAUUUCAGGAACUUUGUGACGGCCAACACUCUGGGGCCUUUCCCCUUCUGGCUGCUCUACUGCUUCCCUGUUUGCCUCCAGUUCUUCACCCUCAGCCUCAUGAACCUGUACUUUGCACAGGUGAGUCUGCACAAAAAUUGAUGCUGUGACAGUUUUUUCUCAACACCAGCUGCACUCCUGAAAACAUUAUGUUCUUUUUUUGAUUUUGAGCCUGUGCUGUGAUUUUCAGAUGCACAAAUCUGAAUAUGAGGACUUUGACUGUUCAGCAGUCUUCACUUUGACAACAAACAGCAGAAGGUUAAAGAAAAACAGUCCAGUACAUUAGUUAUUAAAGGGAUAUUCUGGUGUAAAAUUAAGUUACGGGUCACCGAGUUAGACACCCCCUCCAGAGAUGAAUGUUGCUGACUGCUUGCUUCUCUAGUUAUAUCAACUUUAGUAACAACCACAUAAUAGAGAUACAGAGAGCCACGCGCUCAACCAAAACGCCACUCUAUAGCCACAAAUAAUGCUCAGAACAGCACCUAACUUCAUCAACAGGACAUAUAGGGUCACAGACAUAGUACUAGCCACCAAACAUCUUUUCUACUUUGCCUGAUUUCUUUCGCAAAGAGACUAAACACAACUUACCUACUCUCGUCCAGUAGCUGCUUGUUUGUAGUGAAACCUCGGGCCAGUCCAUUAUGGACUACAGUGGAGUUUCACAGCUCAAGGAAGAACAUUUAUGAUCAUUUCUUCAUGGAAAUACAAUCAGAGCGAGACGCUAAGGCAGAAGAACUACCGCGUCUACAGUGCAAAAUGAUUAAUAUGGUGAUUAUUACUUCAAGGAAAUGAUAAAGAAAUGAUCAUAAAUGUUCUUCCUUGAGCUGCGUCACCCCGCUGUAGACCGUAAUGGACUGGCCAAACAAGCGGCUACUGGAAGAAAGUAGGUGAGUUGUGUUUAGCCUCUUUGCUAAAGAAGUUAGUCAAAGUUAAAAAGAUGUUUGGUGGCUAGUACUAUGUCUGUGACCCUAUAUGUCCUGUUGAUGAAGUUAGGUGCUGUUCUGAGCAUUAUUUGUGGCUAAAAAGUGGCGUUUUGGUUGAGCGCGUGGCUCUCUGUAUUGCUAUCGUAAGGUCGUUACUAAAGUUGGUAUAACUAGAGAAGUAAGCGGUCGGUAACAUUCAUGUCUCGAGGGGGUGUCUAACUCAGUGUUACGGUGUGUUUGACCCUAACUUAAUUUUACUCCGCAAUAUCCCUUUAAGAGUUUAAAAAAACAUGUGUUACAGUAUUUUCUUCCUGUCAAAACAUCCAAACAAGUUUACCACCCUGGUUUCACACAGCAAGAAAGAAAUGCGUCAUUUAGCCCCAAUGACACAAUAACUUCACUCAAAGACACAAUUAGGGGUUUGGGGAGACUAAUAAUCACUUACAGGUUAACUAUUGCGCUUUGCUGCGUGUGUGAGCUGUUUUAUGAAAUGUAGCCGGUCUACUAAGAACUUCAGAAAUGUUUGAGAGAAGUGCCAGACGUACUGUUACACUAUCAGAGGUUAGUGAGUGUCAACAAAGUGUCUCCACUUGGUGUUUUUCUGGUGUUGGAAGAUUAUUUUGGUUGUCGAGUCCAGAGAGGUCAGGCUCGAGAUGUUUGCAACACUUGUUGUUUUUCUCUCAGCUACUCAGAGACUGUUUGGACUAGACUUACAAAAUCAAUAUAUUACCUCUCUUGACCCCAGUUAAAGGAAGUUGAAGCAGUUUGCAGAAGGCUUACUGAUAUAUUAACAUAUUUUCACUCAAUCCAGACAAACAACUUUAAUUAAAAAACGAUGAAGCUCAUAAAAAUAUGGAUUACUGGAUCUUUAUUUGACACUGAAGAGGACAAAGCCUGAUUAAUGCACAGUCUUGAUAUUAAAAAACACACAUUGAAGCAAUAACAGCUUGUGAAUGUUUAAAGAUAUUUUGAGCGCAUUCAUUACAACAUAUUUCUGCGUUUGCUUCCUGUGUCAACAUCGAGAGUCAGACGGCGAAAUAGAUCUUAACUAUGCUAGAGUGAGGUAGAUAAUGUAAUAAUACUGUAAGAAAGGGAUAAUGUAUAGUGAACAGGUGGUUAGAAUCCCGAUAGGGUGAGCAAGAUCCUUGUAUAAUAAUAAUUCUUUGUACAGUUAGAAAAUGUAGUCACAAUUCAUGAAUGACACACAUAUUAGCAUAGUUGCUUUUAUGGUUAGGGAAGCACCGAUCUCGGCUCCGAUUUUUACAAAUUAACUAGAUGGAUACUGGAUGAAUGACACCGAUCCAGCGUUCCGAUCCAGUCUUUUUUUUCUUUAAAUUAAUUUUUCUUUUAAUGCAUGGAAGUCUUACUUCUUUUUGCUGUGUGCUGAUGUGUAAUUUGUUAUUUGUUAAUAAAUAAUACUAAGUUAAUUUAUAUCUGUCUUAAUUUGUUACCUUUAUUUUAUGUCAAGCCUGAUACCUUCACUCAAAGAACAAGGAAUACAGUUCAUUCAUUCAACAUUAGUAUUGGAUCAGUGUCAGUUUAUCGGUCAAUACGCUCGGCCCAGUUAUCGGUAUCGGAUUGGAAAAAAAUGGAUUGGUGUAUCUCUAUUUAUGGUUUAAGUGACUUAAACUAGAGACUAGAACUGUAGAGAUGUUUUCACUAGAUUUGCUGCGGUUGCACAGAUUGCAGGACAGGAAGUUGAUUCACUUCUACUUUUCAGGCCUGGUUAGUGAUUCAGUGGUUCUCCCCAUUUCGCACUAAACGUCAUUAUUCCCUAAUGCUCAAAACAAGUCUGAGAUAUAGAUUACGUGUGUUUUUGCCGCAGUGUCAACAGGCAGAGGUCAGAUGUGCUGGAACUCGUCUUUGGAGAUUGAUUUGAUUUGACGUGUUUGAUCCAGCUGGAGAUAUAUAUUAAGAGAUCUAGGCGGAAAUGCUGAAUGAUGAUGGAUUUUUUAAUAUAUAGACCAGAAAGUUACAGAAGCAGUGUCAGAAAAUAAGACAAAAAUCAAGUAGAAUCAGUUGGUUGUUGUCAGUUUCACUCUCUUCUAUCUCGAUAAGACUCACAGUGUGUAAAUCUUCUCUUAUCUCCGUCUUUCAUCGAAUAACAAACAACAGUUCCUCUAUUGUCUUCUUAAAGCUUAUUUUUAGAUGUAUCCUCUGGUGUUGAUUUGAGUCAUGAAGUCGAGUUGGCCGACAGACAAAUCAUUACUUGUGUCACUGAGCGGUGUGAUUACUGUACAUCAUAAACUCAGCUGUUUUUCAGCCGCUCAGUUCCUGUUUCUGAGAGAUCGGCUGUUUAUAGAAGUGACAGAAAACAGAAGUGAAAGCAGGUUGUUCAAAGCAGGUUGUGGCGCAUUUACAUGAUCAGUUUUUUUUUUUAUUUCUCUUCGCAGGUUGUUUUCAAGGCAAAGUCCAAAUAUGCACCUGAGCUUCUGAGAUACAGGUAAGACCAGUUUAGGCUCUUUAUGGGGAUCAGAUCAUUUGACUCAGACAUGCAAUAAAACCAUUGAACAGAGGGUUGAUUCAUGACUGCAGCUUGUUUUUAUCAUGUUUAAAAUGCCCUCUUACUGUGCAUGUGUUUAACUUUUGCUAAAAUGUUAGUGUUCUACCUGGCUGUGUUUUCAUUCUUGGUGUUCACAAGUGUCUCCUCUCCUCCUUCUUCCUCCUCAGGCUGCCUCUGUACCUCCUCUUCCUCUCCAUCAGCCUGCUCUUCUUGGUGGUGAACCUGGUUUGUGCUCUGCUGGUGAAAAUGUCCUCUGCAGAAGUCCACACCAUCGUUCUCAUCAGGGUCGCCAUCAAUGACACCCUCUUCGUCCUGUGCGCCAUCUCGCUCUCCGCGUGUCUCUACAAGAUCGCUAAGAUGUCUCUGGCCAACAUUUACCUGGAGUCAAAGGUGAGAAACUUUAUCACUGAGAGAGGAAUCCAAUCUGAGCAGGUGGAUUUAUACCCUCUGGGUGUUCAGAAAUCAUCGUUUCUACUUCAAACCGUUUCUGAAUUAAAAAGAUUUCAGGGUCUUUGAAAUCAGCUAAAAAGAGGGUCUUUAUUUUGUAUGAUUUGAAAAUAUGUUGAACGCCAACACAGUAGGCGGCACAUUAAUCGCUCUCGUGUGUGGAUCAUCAUAUUUUUAUGAUGGUGUGGAGCCAUAAAUGUAAUUGAAAUCUGAUUUAUCGCCCGGCUCUAAUGACUGGAUUAAUCUGCGCCUUUCUUCCUCAUGAAGGUAUCAAGCAUCCCUCUACACUAAGUGUCUGUAUGUAAAGGAUCAACAUGGCUGUGGGGGUAACAGUACGGAUGAGCAGGAAAAUCAGACUCGUCCAGAAAUAGACUUUCCUCCAAUACAAGAUUGACUUUAUAACGAUCAGCUUUAAUUUUAACAUAUAAAUAUCACCACAGAGAACGUUUCAGUGUUCACCAGUUUUAGUCCAAAGCCAUGAUAUUGAUACGAGCUUUUCUUGAUAUUCUUCUUGAUGUGGAUUUGAGGCCUUAUCGCCCAGCCCCACGUCACACAAAUCUUCCUGUUCCCGAGGGUGAUCAUACGUCCUCCUUUACCUGGACAUGUCUUCUUUUUUGGGGGCUGUCCAGGUUGUUCGGGGGAGUUUAUAAAAUCCUUCAAAUGUUUGUGGUUUUGUACGAAAGUUUUGAUUUUGUGUCACAUGGACUUACUGAAUUAGAAAAACUCUCAAAAUUAACUUUGUGUGACUCUGUGACUCCGCUCCCACGAAGUUGUGUCCUCUUUUAGGGAAGUCAGACUAUGGUCACUCUCUGUUCCCCACAAACGACCCCAACACAAUAUAAUCAGUUUAACCCCAAAAGUAAUCAAAACCAAAAGAAUGAGUCCCAACAGUUCCCCCUGUUCAGUGUCCGAUUUCCCUUCGGAACAAAAGGCAACAAAAAUUCUCAAGGUACGAUCCUGAUCCAACCGCCUUAGUCUAACAAAAACUACUCCUCCACAGUCCCAAAGACAAAAUUAUCCAUUGAAAAGGGAAAUGUCAGCAAUGCACUGCAAAAAAAAAAAAACUCCAAAGUGGUAGACUCACUGGUCCUUGGAUGCUCCCUCUGAGCCCAGCUCUCACAGUUCCUCUGCUCCCCCUCCAGUAUUAGAGACGCUCAAGGAUCACCUGCAGCUCUAGAUGUGUCCUCGGUUUCCUCACUCUGGAUCAGACGCCCGGCUUCCCGACACUUUACUCCUGGAAUCAGCCAAAUCUCUCCUCAAACAUUUCCUCCUGAUCCUCUAUUGUUCUCCUUCUGCCCCCAUCCCCCCUCUUCACACCUCUGCUCACCCCACACCCCAAUCACACACACACAAUAGUAUCAAGGAAGGGUGAACUUGGGGGUACCACCUGUCAAGUUUUUAACCCAGAUCAUCCCCAAAUCAAGAAUUUUUUUUGCCACCCAACUUGGUCUCAUCUCUGUCAGGUUUUGUUUGUUUUGAACUGAAGCUCCUCCUAAAGUAAACUCGAUGUGUGAUUUCUGUAUCUGCUCAGGGGACGUCAGUGUGUCAGGUGACGGUGAUCGGAGCCACCGUCAUCCUCCUCUACGCAUCGCGGGCCUGCUACAACCUGGUCGUCCUCGCGCUCUCCAACAAGAGCAUCAACUCCUUCGACUACGACUGGUACAACGUCUCAGACCAGGUGAUCCUCCAUGAAGUUUGACAUCUUUGAAAUGGUUUUGUAUAUUUGCUGAGAGUUUGAUCGACAGAUUACGACUUUUACCAUCUUUGACAGUAGCGUAGUGUUUCUAAGGAGUAACAGGAAAAGUAAAAAGAAAAUACACUCAGAUGUUCCAGUCAUAACUCUCAGAUUCAGAAACCUUCAGGACUAAUUAAUCCAUAAUUAAUCCAAAUACUCCUUUACUCAGGAAAUGUAGGUUUCCAUUACCGUAAUACACACGACACCAAAACUGAAGUUAUUUUAUCUUAUCAUGUGUCAGUUUCAUCAUCAAACCUUGUGAUAAUGACUCACAAAAACAAAAAGAAACCUUCAGGAAAAAGUCAGAUUUCAGUCAGCUGUUUCGCCCUUUUUCAUGAAUUUGAUUCUGGGAAAGUAAAAGUGAAUGUUUGUUUGUUUUUCAGGCUGAUUUACAGUCGACUCUCGGGGACGCCGGCUAUGUCGUCUUCGGAGUGGUCCUGUUUGUGUGGGAGCUGCUGCCGACGUCUCUCGUAGUUUUCUUCUUCAGAGUUCGGCAGCCGAACCAGGACAGGGUGAGCGAACAUUUACAGUCAGAGAUUCGGUCUAAUGAAGAAAUAAUAAUUCUCAAAAAACAUUUAAAAGAGGUUUAAAUAUUUUACCCGUUAAUGCAGAUGUUCAUGCCUUUGCAGAGCUCACUCAGAAAGCAGAUACAAACCAUUUCUUAUUUUUUCUUUAGAGCGGCUCUGGGAUCCCAAGUCACGUCUUCUCCUCGAGGUCGUACUUCUUUGACAACCCACGGCGAUAUGACAGCGAUGAUGACUUAGCGUGGAGCGUCAUGCCUCAGAACAUCCAGGCCAGGUAAGAACAGAGACGUUGACACCUGAACGCUAACUAAGAGCAGCUAUAGAGGACAUCUAUGAUAAAUACAUUUUUCCUCACUUUGUCAAAUUUCCGUCUUCUCCUCAGUCUGGCGGCCGACAGCUACGAGUGGGGGAGUCAGAGCAGCGGGAUCAGCGCCUACAUCGGAGGAGACGACAGUUACCUCCUCCCUGCUCCUCCAGAGCAGCUCGGACAUUACUGACAGGUGUGACUCCUGCUCACCUGGGGACCUGUUUCUUUUGUAUUUGUAUAUUUUUGCACAGUCUCUUUCUCUUAGUGUCAGAGGCACAUCAGGCUGAAUUCAGCCCUUCACUCCAAACAUUCAGUUGAUUUAUUUCUACUAGAAGAACUAACAAACGUCUCUCUGCCAGUAUCCAAGUCCACUGAUGAGACUUUAAUUUGCACAAAACUUGUACAAAGUUCCUCCCGACUUUGUUCUCUCUUAAACAUUUUAACUGUAUAGUUGAUAUUUAAUACUGCUAAUAUAUUUCCUGACUUUUGUAAAGUGUACUGUACUACUAUUUUAUGUACUGUCUAUGGACCAGUUCUUUUUCAUACAGAUUUUUUACAUGCGUAGGGAGACUCAUUUAAUUCAUAUUAAAAAAAAGCAAAAUAUGCUGUGGAAAAUACA